Molecule: messenger RNA, 2642 nt
Organism: Acanthopagrus latus (yellowfin seabream)
Lineage: Eukaryota; Metazoa; Chordata; Actinopteri; Spariformes; Sparidae
Product: solute carrier family 25 member 53-like
Exons: 2
Coding region: 317-1189 (290 amino acids)
Source: RefSeq, a predicted model, not a curated record
UUUACACCGGCAGAUUAACCCACGGUACGUCUGUGAUCUUGAUGCUAGAAUAUCACGGCGGACAAGGUCUGACAGUUUGUUUGUUUUGUGUUGGGAUAGAAAACGUGUUGUCGUCGUUACUCGACCAUUAAACAGUAAUUAACCCUCAAAUGGACUCACGCGCUGACUUCAAAAUCCAAGAGUGAGCGGAGGAAAAUCAAAGUGAUAAACCACGCUGUGCAUUUUCUUUUUUCUGCCUGGCGACAGCUCACUUGUUUCAGUAUGGCCGUCCUGACAGUGAAAUGACUUGUGAUUCAGUUUCUAAAUCAGCUCGAGGAUGACUGGAAGCCCUGACCAUAAACAAGAUGAAGAGGGCCACAGGGACCCCUUGGCUCGUUUCCACAGCUACCUGCACGGAGGGACCUCCAGCCUGCUCUCCACCUUCGUCGUCUUCCCCGUCUACAAAACUGUCUUCCGUCAACAGAUCCACAACACCCCGGUUCUCCAGGCGGUGGGACAGCUCUACAGAGAGGGUCUUGUGAAGCUCUACAGGGGCGUGGCCCCACCACUGGUGAUGAGGACCCUGAAUGGCACGCUGCUCUUCGGCCUCCAGGACACCCUCCUCCACCAGCUCUCCCUGUCAUCCCAGAACGUCACCCCUACCUCUGCCCUGCCGGCUAUGGCUGGCUUUGGUGCAGGUUUAGUUGAGGCUGUGGUGUUCACCCCCUUCGAGCGUGUCCAGAAUGUGUUGCAAAAUGGCCAAAACGACCGUCACCUCCCCACGCGGAAGAGUGUUCUGGUCAGGCUGAAUGCACAAGGGCUGGCCUUGGGGUACUACAGAGCCUUCCUGCCCAUCACGGCCCGCAACGCUGUGGGCAGUGCCCUCUACUUCGGCCUGAAGGGGCCCAUGAACGCUGUGGUGGCAGGGCAGGGGCUCUCUCCAAUGGUCUCCUCCUUCAUCUCGGGGACGCUGACCUCCAUGGCAAUCAGCCUGGCUCUCUACCCAGUGUCUGUGCUGGUGGCAAACAUGCAGGCACAGGUGGGAGGGGAUGUGAAGGGGGUCACAGCCUGCUGGAGGAUGCUGUGGACGUCUCGGCAGAGGAGUGUGACUCUGCUGUACCGAGGAGGCUCUCUGGUUAUUUUGAGAUCGUGCAUCACGUGGGGAAUCACCACAGCUAUCUAUGACAGGCAGCAGAAACUCUCAGUGUGAAGAGAUGCUGUUAAAGCUUUAUUAUUUACAUUAUUCCAUAAAAAUGUUAAUGCCACCAAUUUAUUUAGCAAAGAUUUUUUCCUAUUUUUCUUGUUAUUUUGUAUUCCUCACCGUUAACUCUCAGUGAACAGCUGUGGUUCUGUUUCAACACACAUUCAUCACCACUUAGUGCAGUUGCCAUAACCGAAAGGCCUUACUCACAGCAGACACAUUGUAAUAAUGGGAAAAGCAAAGGUGUUACUAAUUACGGUAGCUCUGGUUUAGCCUUAUUAUGGGGAUAAAGAAAAACACGAUCCAUCUGCUGGUUCAAAUCCAUCAAACACUGCCAAUUUUGUGUGUGAAGGUACAGGUGAAAGGGACAACUUCAGGGACAUAAACCAAGUAUUUAUUAUGUACAAAGACUCGUUUGUGUGUUACAAAUAUAAACAAGGUGCUAGGGAAUCAACGGUGCCUUGAAUUUUAUCAUCUUAAAGGGGAACUUCACCAAUUUUACUCCUCAAAUUCAGUUUACUCAUCAAGGGAAGUCUACUCAUCCUGUGAAACAGUCGUAGGAUGUCGUCUGUGGCAUAAAAGGGAGCUUUCCUUUUAUUCAAGUAUUCUUGGCCAUCGUUUGCCUUUUUAUUAACGUGGUAUAAAAAAAGCUAUUACAGAAGAUGGUGGAGGAAGAACUGCGGAAUGACUUGAAUCAGGGAACUUGAAACUCUUGAGUUUGUCUCUGAUUGGAUUUGUUUGCUGCCGGGCUCCGUACAUGGGGCACACACUCCACAAACCACCCCCGGGGUGCUCUAUAAGUUUAAACAUAAAGACUAUAUGGAUAAUUGGAGUAUGGAUUUUGUAACAGAUGGUUCUUUAGAGGACCUAACAAUAACGGUUUCAUCCAUGUUCUUUUGGGCUGGAUCCAAGUGAGGGGACUUAAUAAGGUCAGGAUAUCUUGAUUUUCAUCAUCUGUCUCUUAGGAGACUUCAUGUCAGUGCAGUAGUGAAUCAUUGGAGCACAGAGCAGGUUGAUGCAUGUUCAAGGGACAUUGCCAGUGUGUUUGGGUUUUUUUAUGUCUGAUUUGAACAUUACAUUAUGCAUAUCUGGUAUGGAUCAGCUGAGAGAGGACAUGGAGGUUUUUUUGCAUGUUCUCAGCAUGUUUAUAGACAUGCAGAUUACGGAAACUAAAUUGUCAGCCUACAUAGCAUAGUAGUGCACAGUAAACCCUGCCUCUCAGGGUGUGUGGGACAGGACCAGAGUUAACCAAUAGAUUAAAUAAAUAGCCUCGUUAUUCACAAUGUAGCCCAUGGAAUGACUGUAUCUGACUGUGAAAGAAAAUAUCAACUGCCUGUCUGUAACCUCAACAUAUACCUGUGAGAUAAACACAUAAUAACAGUAUGAUGGUUAAAUUGCAAAAAAAAAAAAAAAACACUGUUUCCCCCUCAAAGUGCAUUAAUAAAUGAAUCUUAUAAGUCGA